AUGGUUUUCAGAGAACACAAGGACUGGCCGAUGCCGUCUAUUCAGUCCCAGCUGUUUGCGUUCUAUGGGCAGAAUGUGAGCUCAACACAAGGGGCAGAAUGGCAAAGGCAUCGCAAGAUCACCUCCAGUGCGUUUAACGAGAGCACUUUCCGCGAAGCGUGGAACGAGACAAUUGCAAGGGUCAAAGCUAUUGACUUUGAGGGCGAGAGUGAAAGGUCGCUAGGCCGAAUACGCUCAACUUUCGAUCUUCUAGCCAUGCAGGUCCUAGUCAAUGUCGGGUUUGGCCAGGAUAUGGGGUUAACGACAGUGCCACCUGGCCAUCGCGAGUCGUUGAUGGACAGCUUGGGAUUCAUCCUGAAGCAUAUUAUGCUUACAAUCAUCUUCAACAGUCUGAAAGCCCCGGACUAUAUGUUGCCUGACAAGCUUAGGAAGUUGAAGAUUUCGGUAGCCGAAUUGAGAAUGUACAUGGAAGAGGCGGUCUUGAGGCAUAUGCAAGCGAAUAAAGAGACUGCAGAAAACCUACAGAAGAAGAGUCUCCUGGGAGCCAUGGUAAAGGCGAAUGAGGCAGAGAAGAAGCAGCUGCAGAAGAGUACCAAGCGACCUUCCUACCUCACCGAAUCGGAACUGUAUGGCAACAUCUUCGUCUUCAAUUUGGCUGGUUACGAAACAACUGCUUCCAGUAUGACAUUCGCGCUUUCCUAUCUUGCUGCAUACCCGGAGACCCAAGAUUGGAUUUUCGAAGAGCUACAGAUGCACUACGCUGAGUCGGAAAAUGUUAGCUACGACGCAGUGUAUCCGAAGCUAGUGCGUUGUCUGUCGGUUAUGUAUGAGACAUUACGUCUUGCUACUCCUGCACCAAUGCUCAUCCGGUCGCCGACUGAGCCUAGCGAGCUCCCUAUCAUAACAAAGGAUGGUCCCAAAUCGAUCACUGUGACUCCUGGUAUAGUUGUGGGCGGUCACUUCUACGGGGGCCAUCUCUCGUCGCGCUGGGGUCCGAGCGCUGAUUUGUUUGGCCCCAAGCGCUUUGUGUCGCAAUCUGCGUCUGGAGAUGAGGCCCUCGUCAUCCCAGAAGGUCCCGUGUACUCUCCCUGGCUGUUGGGGACACGCAAUUGUCCUGGGAAGAAGUUUAGUCAGGUUGAGUUUGUGGCUUUGAUUGCGCAGAUACUGUCAGAGUGGCGCAUUGAGGUGGCGACCGCGGGACAGAGCACUCAGGCUGCAAGGGAAAAACUGUUGUACAUGUUGCUGAAUGACAAGUACUUCAACAUCAGCACUCAUUUGCUGAAUCCUGAAGCAGUGGGGGUCAGGUUUGUAAGACGAUAA
This is a messenger RNA of Didymosphaeria variabile, 1320 nucleotides long. RefSeq lists its product as uncharacterized. Gene Ontology annotation, molecular function: heme binding; oxidoreductase activity, acting on paired donors, with incorporation or reduction of molecular oxygen; monooxygenase activity. The transcript has a single exon. The record is from RefSeq and is a predicted model, not a curated record. Lineage: Eukaryota; Fungi; Ascomycota; Dothideomycetes; Pleosporales; Didymosphaeriaceae. The coding region runs from base 1 to 1320 and encodes 439 amino acids.